AUGCUCAACCUCACAGUAGCGAACGUCUUCGCGUUCAUUUUUCGGUACCUCCUUCCCAUUGGCUGCUUCUUCAACAAUUACAGCUCGGUCCCGACAGAUCGCUACAUGCCGCUGGAUAUUAAAGGCUUUCAACGCUUUCAUGGGGAGCCGGAUCCUGCACUAUCCACGGCUGAGCCGGGUGACGAGGAAGACCAAGAACCGAACCAAGCCGCCGACCCAUAUGAAAAGAUUAUCCGCGGUCCGGUCAACUACCUGGUUUCCAUACCCGGUAAGAAUAUCCGGGGCAAGCUAAUCUCGGCUUUCAACGAAUGGUUCCAUCUCCCGGAAGACAAACUGGACAUUAUCAAAGAAAUUAUAGAUGGGCUUCACACCGCUUCGCUACUCAUCGAUGAUAUCCAAGAUGGGUCGCAGCUCCGUCGGGGCCGCCCCGUAGCUCAUAACAUUUUUGGUGUGGCCCAGACAAUCAACGCAGCCAACUAUGCGUAUUUUCAGCAGCAGGAAAAGCUGGACAAAAUCGAUGAUCCGCGCGCAUUCCCUAUCUUCACCCGGGAACUUCUAAAUUUGCAUCGGGGUCAAGGGAUGGAUCUCUACUGGCGCGAUGCGCUGGUGUGUCCUACGGAGGAGGAAUAUAUCCAGAUGGUUAUCUACAAAACCGGGGGUCUGUUCCGAUUGGCGCUGGAGUUGAUGCAGAUCCAAAGCACCGUAACGACGGACUUUUCCCGACUGGUAGAGUUACUUGGCGUCACUUUUCAGAUCCGCGAUGACUACAUGAACCUGCAGGACGGGCUCUACGCAGAGAAGAAAGGGCUGAUGGAGGAUCUGACUGAGGGCAAGUUCUCUUAUCCCAUCAUCCACAGCAUCCACGCGGCUCCCGGCAACACACAACUCAUCAGCAUCCUCAAACAACGCAGUGAGGAUGAGGCGGUCAAGCUAUACGCCGUGCAGUACAUGGAGUCAAUGGGGAGUUUUCAGUAUUGCCGAGAAGUGUUGAGCAGGCUGAUGGAGCAGACUCGCAGCUAUAUUAGCGAGUUGGAAAGCUCAUUGGGUCCCAACCGAGGACUCCAUUGUAUUCUCGAUUUACUUCAUGUCCAGCCACCCAAUAGGAAACCCAGAAUCUGA
This is a messenger RNA of Aspergillus alliaceus, 1119 nucleotides long. Its product is annotated as FPP/GGPP synthase family protein. Gene Ontology annotation, biological process: isoprenoid biosynthetic process. Bases 1 to 1119 code for a protein of 372 amino acids. NCBI's taxonomy places the organism in Eukaryota, Fungi, Ascomycota, Eurotiomycetes, Eurotiales, Aspergillaceae. Gene Ontology annotation, molecular function: prenyltransferase activity. The record is from RefSeq and is a predicted model, not a curated record. The transcript is spliced from 4 exons.